This is a messenger RNA of Styela clava, 1879 nucleotides long. NCBI's taxonomy places the organism in Eukaryota, Metazoa, Chordata, Ascidiacea, Stolidobranchia, Styelidae. The record is from RefSeq and is a predicted model, not a curated record.
ACCUCAGUCUUCUGUUAUUAAUCCUAGGUCUUCGCGCGCAGUUCCAUAAAGAUUGAAACAAUAAUCUAAUGUUAAACAGAAAUGCAUAUGCAUAGGAAGCUCAGAGAAUCAAGCAAAGUCGUUUCAUGCAAUAAACGUAGCGAUACUGACAGACUGGCAACAGGCUUUGAAGACCUCAAUCUAAAGUUUAAUCAAAGACACAAUGUAUAGGAAAACGAAUAUCAUCUAUAGUUUUUUAUUUUUGCUUACCCUGUGUCUUUCACAACAUUGUAACUGCAAGAAAGUUGUGAUCAUCGGGGCAGGAGUAAGUGGCUUAUCCGCUGCUCGAGUGUUAUUUGAAAAUGGCCAAUCUGAUGUUACUAUUCUCGAGGCAACUGACCGCAUUGGAGGUCGAAUAUUUACAACAGAAUUCAAAGGUCAUAUGUAUGAACGCGGAGCUCAGUGGAUUCAUGGAAUGGGGGAAAAUCCCGUUUAUAAGUACCUAUCUGAAGAUGCAAAUCUUGAAAUUGAGAGUCAGGGUCGCUACUCUCAGGCAAACGACUCCGAAUUUCAGUACUACAGUGGAAGACCGUUGACUCCAAUUAUAGAAGAUUUGAUUUGGAAUUCUUCAAGUACACUUCUUAAUUGUUUUUUUCCAUGUAACUUACUGGUGCGAAUUCACGCAUGCUUUACGCAAACUUUUGGAUUAUAUUGGUUUGGAAAUUGCAUCAAUGGAAAAAGUGAGGAAGAAAUGGCUAAUUUGCCACUAGGAAGCUUGACAAGAAAAUUGUGGAGAAAAUUUUUUUCCAGACACUAUAGUAAACUUGGACUUACUAGAGAAGUGAUCGGCCCAAUUUUUACAAACGAAUUUGGAUUACUGGAGGUAGCUGUCGGAGGUCAUCUGAAUAUUGUAAAUUACCUAGCGUUGUACCAAUAUGAAGAGUAUGGUGCCACCGACGUGAAAGUUUUGGAUGGAUACAUGAUUUUGCCCAAAAAAUUGAGUAAAAAUAUCCCAAAAAGUGCAAUCAAGUUAAAUAGCAAAGUUCAAAGUAUACAGUGGAAUAGGAAAAAUGAAAGUGGCGUCGCGAUAACUUAUGUAAAUCAAUUUAACAAGGCUGAAGUAAUUCACGCUGAUAUGGUACUUGUGACGGUUUCGAUCGGCUGUCUGAAAAAAUAUCACAAAACUCUCUUUGAUCCAAAUUUGUCGGUAAAAAAACAAUCUGCAAUACAGAGGAUCGGUUUCGGUGCUACCAACAAAAUGUUGCUGUUUUACGAAAAUCCAUUUUGGGGCCCCGGAAAAUUUUCCGAAAAAUAUCUGUUAUGGGAUUCGUACGAUGAAUUAACUGCUACAAUACCCAAAGACGAGUUUUCUGUUAAAAGUCAUUGGUGUCGUGGCGUAUAUAAAAUCACAAGCUACAAAACAAAUUUUCUCAUGAUGUGGAUAACUAAAAAGACUUCGAAUCGGAUACGUAAAACACCUGAAAGUGAACUCAAACUGACUGUUACAAAUUUGUUGCGACGAUUUCUGAACAAUCCAAAAUUACCAGGUCCUGAUGAUAUCAUAACCACCGAAUGGCACCGGGAUACAAAUUUUCUUGGCACCUACAGCUAUCCGACAAUUGGACAAAUGUCAAGCCAUCAGAAAAAAGUACGAGAACCUCUAUACGUUAACGACAUGCCAAGAGUAUUUUUUGCGGGAGAAGCGUUGAGUGUAUCGAGGUAUGGCACGGUAGAUGGAGCAUUCUCGACAGGAAAAAGUGAAGGAGAAAGAAUCUUAAAGUUUAUACAUGGAUAGAAGCCGUUAAUAAAGCCGGUUUAUACUUUGGGUUAAAAUACUCUGUUAAUUUUCUGUUCCUUGUUAGUAUAAUCGCAUGUAUAUUAUCUAAUUAUAAUAUGCUCA